Messenger RNA from Cuscuta europaea, 977 nucleotides. The record is from the annotation of a GenBank genome assembly. Lineage: Eukaryota; Viridiplantae; Streptophyta; Magnoliopsida; Solanales; Convolvulaceae.
AAUUUCAAAUACCGUAUAUGUUUUGAAAAAACGCGCCACUAUAAAUACUUGAAUUCCUCUCCUCUUCAUUUAGAAUUACAGAGUAGCACACUAGCACUCUCCAGCAAAUAGAUCGAAGAUCAAUAGCUUAAGGAAUAUGAGAAAGAGAUCGGCGACAACGAGAAAGCCUAUGGCGGAGGACCUUCUGAAGACUCCGCCGACUGCGGCAGCGAAGAACCCUAACCGUUCCUCCAGCGAGUCUCCGAUGCCAUUUGAGUUCAAGUUCAGUGCGUUCAAUGCUACUACUCUGACGCCACCGUCAUCUUCGAAGGAGAGACGUCCAGGAAAGAGCUCUAAGCCGAUUCGGACCUCUAAGUCUCCGAUGUCGGUAGAGAAGUGCAAGACGAUAAACGAUCUCAAGGACUUCGCGACCUCUGGACUGAACUCCAUCAAACAGCAGCUCGAUUGCUCGCACUCCGAGAUCGUGAAGGACAUUGAGACCACUCAUUCUCGUAUUCAUAAGAGGAUCAAGGUUCAAACACAAGCUUGUCAGCAAAGAGCAGACGAAGCAGAGAGGGAGCAUAAGAAAAUGUCUGAGAGAAUCAAAGAAGGUCGGGAGGGAAUGCAAGAUUCAUACAGUGAAUUCAUGGCAGAAGUGCAGGCUAACUCAUCUCGUUUCUGCAAAAUAUCAAUUCCCGAGCUUUUGCAGUCAGUGGAGAAAGCCAUAGACUCACUAAGGAGUCGCUACGGCAUCUCCCCAUCAACUUUUGCUUGCUAAGAUUGCUCAAAUUUGGAAAUUGAGGCUUUUGUAUUGCUUAGUUGCAAUGUGCUACUCCAGAAACUUCAUAUCUCAGUAAAAGACUCAUGUAAGCGUGUUAAUUAUCUUGCUGUGGGUGCUGGUGGGGUAGUUUGAUUCAAUAUUGUACUCCGUAUUGCUUAGUGCGCUAAUACUGUAUCCCAUUGUGCGUGAACUAUUAAAUAUUCCAACUUAAAUGACC